Molecule: messenger RNA, 5713 nt
Organism: Diabrotica virgifera virgifera (western corn rootworm)
Lineage: Eukaryota; Metazoa; Arthropoda; Insecta; Coleoptera; Chrysomelidae
Product: trichohyalin
Exons: 8
Coding region: 419-2956 (845 amino acids)
Source: RefSeq, a predicted model, not a curated record
CUGUUGAAUAGUUGGUUGAAAGACAUGAAGGUGCGGAGUGCAUCGCUUACGUUAUCGUGGUUCGUUCGCGUAUACCAUCAACAUCAAAACAACUGCUAAACAAAUGACAUUUUUGAAAGUUUGUACCCUUUUUUGACAAACAGUCGAUGCUUUUAUGUGAUUUUUGAAGUUUAAACAAACUGACUUGGUGAUUUUGUUGUGAAUAGUGAGUUAUUUUGUGAUAUUUGUCCACUCUCCUAGGAUAUUUUAUCUGCUACAUAUUCAAAGGUCGUGCACCUAGAUGCUGUUGUGGCAUUUGGGCACAGAAUUCUUCAAUAUGAAAUAACCUAGUCACUCCAACUAUCUACUUUUCCAAACAAGUGCCAUAUAGCUGUUAUUCCUCUACAUUUAAAAAUAUGCCAGAAAAGUAAAUGAACCAAUGGCCCUCAAAUUGCGCAAGGACGUAAAAAAGUCGAGUUACUAUGUCUGGUUUCUCGGAGCAAAAGAAUCGAAGGGUCUAAGAGGUACUGAGUUUAUCGUGCCGGUUAUAAAGCAUUUGGAGGAUCGGGAAAAAGAUAUAGAACCUUUCAAAGUAACAUUGCAAGUGUCUCACAAAGGACUGAAAAUUAUUCAAAACGUUGUUUCGCAAAACCAAAAAAGCUCAAAACCUAAACACGAAACCAUCAAACAUUUUAUACCACACAACACUAUCACUUGCGUUUUUCAAAAGGACGAUGUCAUAGCUUGCAUUCUAUUACUCUUCAAUCCCGUCACAAAAUGUCCACUGCACGUUCAUGCCUAUAGAUGUGAUAGCCUAGAAACUGCUAGUUUGUUAAAAAAUCAGCUGCAAACUCUGAUCGAGCGACCCGAGAACCAGAAGAAGUUUGCUGAAAUAGAGGGUAGACUGAAACCCCAAAAGGAGUUGAAGAAAGUUGAUAGUAGUAUCGGGAGUGACACAGGUACUAGCACGAGGGAGAGCGAGAGCAGUGAGGAAAGGUAUGUUGGCGAAACAACUCGAGUAACAACCCUCUACGAUUCAGUAGCGGCCGAAUUACGAGCAAAGCUUGGCAAAAAGAGUUCUCCUAUUCUUUUGCCCCCUCGCGAUUACGACACCGUCCAUAGAACAAAAGGCAACCUGACUGGAAUCGAAUUACGACGAUGCCUUAAUGCCAACAUCGUAGGUCCAAAUGUUAAAGGAAGGAGAAUAGAAAGUAGCGGUGGCAGUUCUGGAAUCGGCUCGGAUCAUCCUCCCAGUCCAGAAAGUCCCGAAGCUCCUGACUCCAGGUUUAACACUUUGGAUAACCAGAGUACUAGUGAUGAAGAUUGGAAUGGAGACCCUGCAGAGUCUACGAUAUACUUAAUGCAUCAACCUGCUCAAAUAAUCAAAACCAGAGACAAAUCACCAGAAGCUAAUCCAAGAUUUUCCAGAUAUGCCGAACCACAAUCACCAAUAGAAAAAGUAAAUUAUCGACCGAACAAAAAUAUAAGAGACGAGACUCAAAAAUAUCUGGAGAGGCCUGUCUCUAAAUUUACCGAAAAAAAUUUCAUUCAACGACAGAAGAGCCCUGAGAAUAAAAAUUACGAAAAGAAGUAUGUCGACAGACAAAAGAGUUUGGAAAAGGAUAGGCACACGAAAGAUAUAGAUAAGAAUGACAAUUAUAGAGACAAUAGAUAUUAUUAUCAUGAAGAAGAUGAUAGAGAGAAAUACUAUGCUUCUGAAAGGUACCACGAGAAAGAAAAAUCAGUUAAUGAGAUCUCUAACAAAAUGGAAAAGGCCCAAAUGUACUUUGAUGACGAUGGUUUUGAUGAAAAUAUAAGAUACCGCCAAAAACCAGACUAUGAUAAGGAACGAUCCCGAUUCACCUAUGAAGAAGAGGAGUAUUUUAAAAACAAACAACAGCCUAUGCCUAAAGUACGUCAACGUUAUCCUUCGGAGGACUCAAAAUUUUACAAAGAAGCCUUUAGACAUGACAACAAUGGACCGAAAAGUCCCUCUAGAAGUUCUCCGGAUAACUCUAGGUAUUAUUCUGAACCCGAAAUAAAACCUAGAUCCAUGCCAAGGCCAACGCAAAAAGAUAAUUAUUCAAAAUCACAGCCUAGAAGUGACAGAGAAGAGAAAUCGUUAAAAUCACAAGAUUACUACGACGAUCGCGACGGUAGAAAAAAUUGCCAGAUCAGAUCGGGUACCCCUAGUUCCGAUGAUAUUAAAGCGCCCAGCGAUAGAUUUAAGAAUGCGAAAGAGAAAUUUAUGUUAAUGGAAAGGGAAAGAUUGGAGCACGAGAAAAGAAGACCAGAACCGCCUAUUUCUCCGACGAAUGUUAAAGAUAAGCCAUUUGCGAAGCGGUAUAAUGAUGUUGGGUACCCAAAUGGACGAGAAAGAUAUUACAACGAACGUAGAGAGCACCAUUUUGAAGAAGCCAAACCGACGCCAUUAUCCAGGCACGUUCCAGAGGAGGUCCGAUACAGGGAAAGAAACAGAGACGUCCAUUGCGAUAUGAGGGAGCGAGGACGAGAUUCUCCAUUGGUUAGAUACCGCCAACACGACAAGUACGAUCCUAAACGCAAAUCCAUGUUUUCUCUCAUCGAAGAAGACCACAGACAAAAAUCAAACGAAAUAGCGAAAGAGCUAAAGAGACGGUCUUAUAUGGAUGGAGGAAACUACGAGGAUGACGUAGAUAUAAUACACAAUGACAGAGAUAGAUACUAUCAAGAACUACCAGAAUCAGAGAGGUUUAUUGAAAACUAUUCAAAGUCUAGCGUAGAAAUAGAUAAGGUUGGCGAGAUGAAAUACGAUCAAAAGUUUAUAAAAAAUCAGAAACAAAGCAAAAACUCAGCAGGUUAUAGGCACAGCUACGCAGAACCUAAAUUAAGAAUGGAGAAGGACCUUAGGAAAAAUUUAUCAGAAAUGUUACAUAGAACGAAUAGUUCGGUUGGUAAUAAUGGUAGAGUAGGUAUAGCAAGCGUACAUCCUUAUUAAUAGAUUUUUAAGUAAUCAACUUGUAUUUUACUAAGAUGUAUUGGAGGAUUUGAUUUGGUUAAUGAGUGUGUGUACUUUAUUUAUCUGUGUGUUAUGCAACUUAAAAAUCAGUCGAGCUUUUCUGGUAAAUACAAAAAUUUGUGUCAGUUAUACCAACGAAUAUAGGACGCAUAAACGAGUAAAAGCACAUUUUAAGGCAAUUUUUUGGUAUAUGUCAUGCGGGAACAUUUUACAUUUUUACUUCUGUUCCCUCAACAAUCAGGGAACACUCAAGUGACCCCGUAUCACCGCCACACCGUCCCUCGUCAUCAACUUUUUCUGAAAUAUGAAAGAGUAGGUCUGGUAACGCAUUGCCUUAAAUUUUUUGCAUUUUAUAAAAUUCGAGAGAUCAAAUCCUACUCAUGUACCAUAUUUUUUGUACAAAAUAAGAUAUUUUUUUACUUUUGAAUACUUUUUAAUAAAUGAAUCUUUAAGAACUAUAAAUAUGUUUACCUACUGACCGUAACCAUUUCUUCCAUUUGAAAUGACCUUCUAUAUCCGUCUAUAUUCUUUGGUCAUACGACACUAUGACCAGUAUGUUUUAAUAAACAGUAAUGCCAAGAAAGUUGAAACGACAUUUCUUUUAAUUUGAAAAGUCAAACUUCUAAACUGAAUUCUGAAAAAAAAAAGCUAGUUCAAGAAAUGCAAAAGCAUGUAGGCCAAAUAUAAUACAUGGUAAGCUCGACUGACUUGAGUAACUAAUUUGGCUCUAAAAAACAGGUAAAGUCUACGCGAUAGACAUCUAUGGAAUCAACUUGUACUGCAUUUUAGGUUAUUUCAAUAAAGUUAAUAUAAAGUAAACAAAACAUUGAAGAUUUUAUAGCGGUACUUAGAGUAAUAAACUGGUUGUAUUCAGCUAUACAUUUCUGAAGUUUCUACCUGUUUGUCCCAACGAAUUGUGGUCUUUUGAUAUGUGAUCGACAUUUUUUUUCGCUUUUUCGGCCUUUCUAUAACGAUUUCUACGAGAAAUAUUCUACUGUGGAACCACACCAUUGUCUAAUAUUGCUCAGCUAUGAAAGAUUCUUUCGACCAAUUCAUCUCUUUCCCUCCACUUUUCCUUGUAUUAUAAGUAGAUGUAGAUGGUAUUUAGGUCCUCUAAGUAUUUUUGUGUUUCUCUAUAUGAUGUUUAUGAGCAGCCGUUCUGGAUUCAUAAUUUUAAGAAAAUCGUCAUUUUGGAAGUGUGCGACACCCAUGAUAUUUUUAGGAUCCUUCAAUCGCACCACAAUUCAAAUGCUUCUAAUCUGUUAAGAAUUGUGGUUUUUUGUCUAUCACUCACAAAAAUAUAAUAGUAUAAAUGUAAAGACUGAAAUAGUUUCGUACACACUUAUGACAACAGGUAAAAGGGGGAGAAGUGUACUUUUGAAGUGUGUAAAAUUAAUAAUUCUUAGCUGAGCGCUUUCGGCUUAUAAAGCCAUCUUCGGAGCUAUGCUACAAUAAAAGAUCUCUAAUGAAUAAUUGAUCUUAGAAUUCAAAGUUUAACUUACGUCAAAAAGGUCAAAAUACCACUAUGAACAGAAGUAUUUCAUAUCAUAAAUGGAACCCAUCUCUCUUCAUAGUGGUAUUUUGACCUUUUUGACGUAAGUUAAACUUUGAAUUCUAAGAUCAAUUAUUCAUUGGAGAUCUUUUAUUGUAGCAUAGCUCCGAAGAUGGCUUUAUAAGCCGAAAGCGCUCAGCUAAGAAUUAUUAAUUUUACACACUUCAAAAGUACACUUCUCCCCCUUUUACCUGUUAUAAUAGUAUAGACCACAUAUAAAAUUUCAGGGCUAUCUUGCGAAUAUGCAUCGACAGGUUUCUGUUAGGUACAUAAGACUGGUUUCCAGGUCAUAAAAACCUUACGUGCUAUUUUGAUCCUGGUUAUUAUCUCUUUAUCAGAAUCACAAUUUACAUUCAAGCAACUUAUAAGACAUUUAAAAUAGCUUACACGUUCUAUCUCCUCUCCAUUAAGAGAAAGCAGACCUUGAUUUAAUGCCAGCAGGUUUUGUUAAUAUUCUGCAAGAACGGUUGUAUCGUCAGCAUAUGUAUUAUUGUUGAUUACUCCUCCGCCUAGUGUUACUCCCCCUUGUCUGUAAACGAAAAACCCCUCUAAUAGUCCAGGAACCAAAACUUUUUUCCUCGCAAUUUUUACAGAAUAGAUCAAUUUGAGAAUAAGUAGUGGAUAGUCCAAGGAUCAAAAUCUAUAUCAUGCGAAAAGGCGCUUUUACCAUGGGGGUCGUUGCCACCUCAUCUCGGGGGUGGAAAUUUUUUAUUAUAUUUUCACCGCAAAAGUUAAUAAAAACAUUCAUUCUAAGCAAAAAAUGUUCUAUACAUUUUUGAAGUUAUACUUCUUUACCGGCGAUAGAGGGUGAUUUUUUUAUAUGUUAAAACCUAUCAGCCCGGCGCAUGCGCAUUAUAACUUUGUUCUGAUUGGAUGUUCAAAUGACAUGUCAAAAAUUAUCCGAUAUGGCAGCUGUGGUUUGGAGGUAAAGGUAAAGGUAAACAAAUGUAUAAUAUAUUAGUUUUAUUGUUGUGAGGACAGAAACAAAAAAGUUUAUAAUAUUGUAGUGACUUUUAAAUAGUUUUUAAAAGCAACAGGUACGUAAUAAUUGUUAAUGUAUCAUGGGUAUAAACCUACCUAUUUGAUCUGCCAAAAUACAUAGUAUGUAAUACUUUUAUUUAUAUAAUUUGAUUACCAUCAAAAUUUCUAUCAAUAUUCACCUAAUAUAUUGAUUUUUUACUCUA